AAAAAAAGACCAAAUUGUGCCGAUUUAGCAUUCGUGGAAAAGUUUCUUUUGCGCAGGAUCACUCUACUAAUAGCAACCAAGACUGGGUGUGGCUGUUAAACCUGUCUUGUCUUAUAUAGAAACAAAUCCAGCAGAGAACUCACCUGUGAGCAGAGAGAGUAGCCAUGUCUAUCAGCUCUUGCUACGAGUGUAACUGUUUGACCAUGGGAAAUCAAUGUGAACCCUGCAGAAUGAUGGCCCAGGACAAGGAAACAGAGGAGUUCCACCAGUCAAACGACAUAAAUUCACCUGGUCAGGAGGGAAGCAAGGAUGAACCCGAACUGAAGAUCUUUUCUGCAGAAGUUGGGAAGGAAAAAAGCCAAAGUUGGGGAUGGAUGGGAUCUUGGAUCAUAUGUGUAAACAUUUUGAUCCUGGGCAGUGUCUUGGUCACCGGGAGUACUCAUGAAGAAAUAAAUAUCAAAGCCUAUCACCUGCAGAUUUUCCUCAUCAUCAUCCUCCUGCUUACCUCCAUGUGGAUGAUUUCUUACAGCAUCUACACAGCCAGGAAUAAAAAUGCUGUCAAUUACAAGGAUGCCCACGCUGGGCCAACAUGGCUCAGAGGAGGACUUGUGCUGUUUGGAGUCCUCAGCAUUAUCAUGGAUAUUUUCAAGAUUGCCAGCUAUGUGGGAUACCUCCACUGUGAUUCUGCAGUUAAAGUUGCAUUUCCCGUGGUGCAAAUUGUUUUCAUAUUUGUGCAGACAUACUUCUUGUGGGUCCAUUCCAAAGACUGCGUGCAGCUACAAAAGAACAUUUCUUGCUGUGGGCUGAUGCUCACCCUCUCCACAAAUCUGGUUCUGUGGAUGACUGCAGUUGCUGAGGAGUCUGUUCACCAAACGUUAGUUCCCACCGAUCUGAGCAAUAUCACUAAACUUGAUGGGCGAAGCUUUUACAUCAGUAGAGCAAGUUAUGGAGACCAUGAGUGUAAGUGCAGCCACUCUUCAUGUAGCAUCUUCAAGGAUGCCUACUACUACUUGUACCCUUUCAAUAUCGAGUACAGCCUCUUUGCCUCUGCUAUGGCCUACGUCAUGUGGAAAAACGUGGGUCGAUUAGUAGGUGAACAUGGGCACGCCAAAAUCAAAUUCCAUCUUAAAGGCAUAUAUAUCGGCCCUACUUUUGGAAUCCUGUUAGUGAUCGCAGGGCUGGCGACCUUCAUUGCAUAUGAGAUAGAAAUGAAAAAUGAAGAUGCAAAUACCAGAGAAAAAGCAUUGAUGAUGCACUUUGUCAUGAAUAUAGUCAUAGUGAGCCUCAUGUCUAUUGUGACUGUGAUUGGCAUGACGAUUUACAGGGUUGAUUACCGCGAACACGUGUCAGAAAAAAGUCCCACACGCAACCUGGAUGUGGGGUUGCUGGUCGGAGUCUCACUGGGACAGUUCGUCAUUAGCUAUUUCAGUAUCAUAGCCAUGAUUGCAACAGGAGUCAAAGGCCCCCUGAAUGGGCUCAAUCUGUCCUUUGCCAUAAUUAUGGUGAUCCAGCUUGGCCUGCAGAACUUUUUCAUCAUUGAAGGUCUGCAUCGGGAGCCUUUUCAUGAAGUGAAGGAACCAUCUGUGAUUGUAAAUCCUUAUGUGGUGGAGCCCAGCAAUGACAUGAACAACCACGAAGUCUCAAACACGAACACAAAGACAAGCCCUGAUAUGCCAGAAGAUAACCUGCAUGGCAACAAGAUACAGUACAAAUACAAACUGUUGUGGAAGCGACGAGUGUUGAAGGAGGUCUGCAUGUUUUUGCUGAUGGGAAACAUCAUUCUGUGGAUCAUGCCUGCAUUCGGUGCUCGUCCUCAGUUUGACCACACCACUGAAACUGAAUUCUACAAAUUCAACGUAUGGGCUCCUGUUGUAAACGUGGGACUUCCUUUUGGCAUCUUUUACCGAAUGCAUUCGGUUGCCAACCUUUUUGAGGUGUUUCUGAUAUCAUAACAUGGGAGGGUGCAACUCGUACAGCUGACUGGGUGGACACUUAAACCAUAUAUAACCUGUGGUUUGUUCCAAUGAUUUUUCUUUACAAAUUUCGAUCAAAACUAACUAAUGAAUGCAGCCACUAAGAUGUAUCUGAUUAUUUUUUAUAUGAAAAUGCACAUGUAUUUAUAAUGUUUUCAUAACUGUUUUUGUUUCUGACCUUGUAUGAAUUGAUUUACACUUCAGGCAUGUAUGCACAAAAUAAACACAUGCACAAAAAGAAA
Molecule: messenger RNA, 2215 nt
Organism: Oreochromis niloticus (Nile tilapia)
Lineage: Eukaryota; Metazoa; Chordata; Actinopteri; Cichliformes; Cichlidae
Product: proton channel OTOP2
Exons: 6
Coding region: 165-1952 (595 amino acids)
Biological process (GO): proton transmembrane transport
Cellular component (GO): membrane
Molecular function (GO): proton channel activity
Source: RefSeq, a predicted model, not a curated record